Molecule: messenger RNA, 1044 nt
Organism: Coccomyxa subellipsoidea C-169
Lineage: Eukaryota; Viridiplantae; Chlorophyta; Trebouxiophyceae; Coccomyxaceae
Product: FAD dependent oxidoreductase
Exons: 8
Cellular component (GO): mitochondrion
Molecular function (GO): (S)-2-hydroxyglutarate dehydrogenase activity; (S)-2-hydroxy-acid oxidase activity
Source: RefSeq, a predicted model, not a curated record
GGGAGAGAGGUGGUGAUCUUGGAGUCUGCAGACGCCAUUGGCACAUCGACCAGCUCACGAAACAGUGAGGUGAUCCAUGCAGGUGGCAUUUAUUAUCCACCAGGAAGCCUGAAAGCCAAACUUUGUGUGGAGGGUCGCAAUCGGAUUUAUGACUACUGUGAGGCGCACGAUGUGCCCUACAAAUGCAUUGGCAAGAUUCUUGUGGCGUCCGAUGAAUCACAGCUUGAUGAUUUGCGGCGCUACAAGGAGACCGCACUGAGAAAUGGGGUGGAGCUUGAGUGGCUGGAAGAGAGUGAGGCAAAGGCAAGGGAACCAGCGCUGCGAUGUGUGGCUGCGCUUUGGUCACCAAUGACUGGAAUUGUCGACAGCCAUCAGCUGAUGCUGGCUUACCAGAGCGAUGCAGAAAGGAACGGUGCUACCGUGGCCCUGAAUAGCAGCAUGCUCAGCGGUACUGUGUCAGGUACAAAGAAAACACUGCAAAUUGGAGACAGCAAGACCGGGGAGGUUAGCGCGCUGACCACUGACGUCAUCAUCAACGCGGCAGGGCUGCAGGCGCAACAAGUGGCUGCCAGUUUUUCAGACUUCCCACAGGACCACGUCCCCAAGCGCUACUUGGCCCGUGGCUGCUACUUCAUACUCUCUGGCAAGUCACCCUUCCGGCAUCUUAUCUACCCCAUGCCAGAAAACGGCGGCCUGGGUGCACAUCUGACAUUGGACCUGGCCAAUCAGGCCAAGUUUGGGCCAGAUGUGGAGUGGGUGGACAGCAUAGAUUACACAGUGGACCCAAAGAGGGCUGAAAACUUCUACAGCAAGAUCAGGCACUAUUGGCCGGGGCUGCCUGACGGCGCACUGCAGCCCAGCUACUCAGGCAAGUGGAUUCGACCGAAGAUCAGUGGGCCUGGUGAGAAGAAUGCAGACUUUCUCAUCCAGGGACCCACAGACCAUGGCAUUGCAGGACUCGUGAACCUCUUUGGCAUUGAGUCACCUGGGCUUACUGCCUCGCUAAGCAUUGGCGACCAUGUUGCCAAACUCCUUGAGAGUUGA